Cynara cardunculus var. scolymus (artichoke) is the source of this 3991-nucleotide messenger RNA. Its product is annotated as E3 ubiquitin-protein ligase UPL6. The transcript is spliced from 26 exons. Lineage: Eukaryota; Viridiplantae; Streptophyta; Magnoliopsida; Asterales; Asteraceae. The coding region runs from base 439 to 3540 and encodes 1033 amino acids. The record is from RefSeq and is a predicted model, not a curated record. Gene Ontology annotation, molecular function: ubiquitin protein ligase activity. Gene Ontology annotation, biological process: ubiquitin-dependent protein catabolic process; protein polyubiquitination.
UUGGUUUCUUCCUCCCGACGAAAAGAGAGCUUCUCCCUGAUAUACAUACAAAACCUAUACAUAUAUAAACCCCUCGAAACUAUUUUCAAUCUGAUUCUUCUUUCUCGUUUCACGUCUCAAUUCGGAACAAAUUCAAGCAUUUUCUUUUGAAUUUUCGGUUUUCUUGCUUUCUAGGGUUAGAAGAAUACAAGUAUCGAUUGCCAACUGCAAAAUAGCAGAAUUAAUCAAUCAAUCAAAAGGGUUUGUUUCUUUGUAUUGUGGUUAGAGCUUCUCCAUUUUGGGUUUUUUGCUUUCGAAAUAGGGCUGGAAGAAUAGAAAUAUUGCCUGCUGAAUACAGUUUAGUUGACUCGAUCGAUCAAAGGGUUUUUGUGUUGCUGUGGAGUUUUUGUAUUUGGAGCUUUAUUCCGAAUUAGGGCUAGGGUUUAAUCAUCGAGAGUAAUGUUCUUCAGUGGCGAUCCUUCGAAUCGGAAACGAGUUGAUUUAGGCGGUCGUAGUUCAAAGGAAAGAGAUAGAAAGAAACUUUUGGAGGAGGCGAAGUUAGAGAGGAGUAGAAGAUCAUGGAUGCGUCAGCAAAACUCAGCUGCUCUCAUAAUUCAGAAAUGCUUUAGAGGAAGAAAAGUGGUAAAAGCUGAGCGUGGUAAUGUGCGAGAGCAAUUUUAUACCACUUAUGGCAAGCACUGUGAAAGAGUAGACAGGCAAUGCUUUGGACCAGAUUCAGAUUUUCUUCGGGACUUGCUAUAUUUUCUUAGUCCACAGAACGUUUCGGACUUCUCCACCCUUGUGGAGGCAUGCCGUUUGCUUUCACAAUUUGCCAAAGACAGUGGGGAUGUUCUAAACCUCUUUGGUGGCCCAGAUUAUUCAUCUAAGCAUGCUCUGGUGAACUACAGGGUGAAGAAACUUGUUUAUGCCUGUAUUCAAGCUGUACAUCAUAAUAGAUAUCAGUUAAAGGAUCAACUGUUAUCCACAUCUUUGGACUCCGGUACAUCAACAAUUAUCUUGUUGAAAGCAGCAGCAUUGUUGAUUGAUCCUAAGCUUCCAUGGUCAUGUAAGAUAGUCAGCUAUCUUAUGCAACAAAACAUAUAUAGGAUUUUCCGGGAGAUUGUUAUUACAGGAAAGGAAAGUUUAAACUGUGAAGGCUGUGUCGGAAAAGUAUCUUUGAUGGAGAGGGUUCUUGCCCUAGUUAUUGCUCAUACCGGUCAAGGACAUUGUGUUUGUCAAGAUAUCGACCUACAAUGGAGUUUUGCCUCCCAAAUUCUAACAAUUCCGUUUUUCUGGCAGAUUUUUCCUUACCUAAAGGAGAUUUAUGUUUCGCGGGGGCUGUGUCAGCAUUAUCUCAAUAAGAUGGCAACAUGUACAAAAAGUUAUGAAAAAGUGUUACCUAUUGACAUAUCAGCUGAAUUCCCUGCUUAUGCUUGCCUUCUUGGUAAUUUACUGGAAGCAGUUGGAGUUGCUUUGACUCGGCCUGCAUGUUCAUAUGAUAUGGCCAUAGACUUUGCUACUGUUGCAACAUUAUUGCUGGAGGUACUUCCUCCUAUACAAACAUCAAAUACAGGAAGUAGAGAAGAAAAUUCAGUAUUGGGUGAUGACGAUAUGAUUACUGAUGAUGAACCAGCUGUUGCACCUCUUAGUAAGGAGUUGGAAAAGCAGAUUUCAAAUGCAAUAGAUCCACGCUUUCUUUUACAGCUGACAAAUGUUCUGUUUGGAGGCUCUUCACUUGAUGCUGAUUCAUGCAAAGAUAAAUGUAAUGACAACGAAGCGGCAGCUGUUGCUGCAGCGUGUUCUUUUCUUCACGUGACUUUCACCAUUUUACCCCUUGAGCGUAUCAUGACAGUUCUAGCUUAUAGAACAGAGUUGGUAUCUGUACUCUGGAAUUUCAUGAAGCAAUGCCAUGAGAAACAAAAUUGGUCCUCCUUGUCUGCUGUAUCACAGUACCUGCCAAGCGAUGCAUUUGGUUGGCUACUGCCUUUGGCAGUUUUCUGUCCUGUGUACAAGCACAUGCUUAUGAUUGUUGACAAUGAGGAGUUCUAUGAGCAAGAAAAGCCGUUGUCACUCAAUGACAUCAGAUUAUUAAUUGUUAUCCUGAGACAGGCUUUGUGGCAGAUUCUUUGGUUAAACCCUGUGGCACCAAUGAAAUUUACUACAAACACUCUUUUCUUAAAGAAGCACCGUGUAGAAUUUGUUCAGUAUAGGGUUAGUGUUGUGGCAUCUGAACUACUUUCCCAGUUGCAAGAUUGGAAUAAUAGAAGGCAGUUUGCACACCCAAGCGACUUCCAUGCUGAUGGUGUCAAUGAUCACUUCAUUUCUCAGGCUAUGAUUGAAAACACAAGGGCAUAUGACAUACUAAAACAAGCUCCUUUCUUGGUGCCAUUUACAAGCAGAGUUAAAUUAUUCACUUCACAGCUUGCUGCGAUCAAGGAAAGGCCUGGGUCUCAUUCUCUUUUUAACCGAAGCAGUUUUAAGAUAAGGCGAGACCAUAUACUGGAAGAUGCUUUUAAUCAGUUAAGCACAUUACCAGAAGAGGAUCUUCGUGGAGUGAUUCGGGUUACUUUUGUCAAUGAAUUUGGAGUGGAGGAGGCUGGUAUUGAUGGUGGUGGGAUUUUUAAAGACUUCAUGGAGAAUAUCACUCGAGCAGCUUUUGAUAUGCAGUAUGGACUAUUUAAGGAGACAAUCGACCACCUCCUCUAUCCUAAUCCUGGAUCAGGAAUGAUACACGAACAACAUCUCCAGUUUUUCCAUUUUCUUGGAAUUAUUCUUGGAAAGGCUAUGUUCGAAGGGAUUCUUGUUGAUAUACCAUUUGCAACUUUUUUCUUGAGCAAACUAAAGCAAAAGCACAACUAUUUAAAUGAUUUGCCUUCCUUGGAUCCAGAAUUGUAUCGGCAUCUUAUCUUUCUAAAGCGUUAUGAAGGUGACUUGUCAGAGUUAGAGUUAUACUUUGUUAUUGUUAAUAAUGAAUUUGGGGAGCAAACAGCAGAAGAGCUGAUCCCAGGUGGAAAGAAUAUACGGGUUGUGAAUGAUAAUGUUAUCACCUUUAUUCAUCUUGUUGCCAAUCACCGCCUGAAUACUCAGAUACGUCAACAAAGUUCGCAUUUCUUAAGAGGAUUUCAACAGCUUAUACAGAAAGAUUGGAUUGACAUGUUUAAUGAGCAUGAACUUCAGCUUCUGAUAUCAGGAUCAGUCGACGGUAUCGAUGUCGAUGACCUUCGGUCAAACACAAAUUAUGCUGGUGGCUAUCAUCAUGAGCACUAUGUCAUUGACAUGUUUUGGGAGAUCCUCAAGAACUUCUCCUUGGAGAAUCAACGGAAGUUUUUGAAGUUUGUGACUGGAUGUUCAAGAGGGCCCUUGCUAGGAUUCAAGUAUUUGGAGCCUUUAUUCUGUAUACAACGAGCUGCUGGUAGUGCUUCUGAAGAAGCUCUUGACAGGUUACCCACAUCAGCUACUUGUAUGAAUCUGUUAAAGCUUCCUCCAUAUAGAAGUAAAGAGCACAUGGAACAGAAGCUGUUAUAUUCUAUAAAUGCUGAAGCGGGAUUUGAUUUGAGUUAAACGUAGCUUCAUCCUCCCCCCAACCUGUUACACAUGGUACCUAUCUUUUCCUUUAUGGUUAGUACAAGAAGCAUAUGAGGAAUGUAGUGUGCUAAUCGAAGAAUAUUAUGGAUUGGAAGGAAAGACCAUAGAAAGACUGUAGGUAUGAUGCGGAUUCGGAGAACGGUGGAUUUGUACAUAAUGUGGCUUGCAGCUGCAAUGUAUACCAUUUGUUUGGCAAAGAGUAAAAUAUGCAGAAGAUGGAGUGAUUUGAUAGUAGCGUUGUCUGUAAUGUAUUAUGCUAUUUUACUUGGUGAAAAGAGGAGGCAAUGGUUUGUAGAUAGUAUGUGUUUUCUCUUUUCCUCGUUGUAUUUCUAUUUAUGAAUCCAAGGUCUCAACUCAACUCAACCUAUUAUGGCUACUUGUAAUCAGUCGCUUUUUGUUGGCAAUGGUGUAAUGUUGUCUCAUUCUA